This is a messenger RNA of Hymenoscyphus albidus, 2279 nucleotides long. NCBI's taxonomy places the organism in Eukaryota, Fungi, Ascomycota, Leotiomycetes, Helotiales, Helotiaceae. The record is from the annotation of a GenBank genome assembly.
CUUAAAAGUCCUUAGUACUCAAAAGCCCACGUGAUUAUCUCUCUAGUAUUCUUAACACCCUAAUGAUCAAAGCGUUUUAACCCUCGUCUAACCAUCUGUAGAGACUGCACUUGGACCAGGUUUUUCACUUAAGGUAUUCUCAGAAAGUGGGAAGGAAGGAACGAGUCUUGGCAGCCUUGCUUGUGGACAAAGCUCCCCCAGGUCAACGUCAGGUCAGAGGACAACACAAAUACAGUACUCGAGUACACCCAUCGCGCUUUCCCAUCGCGCUUUCCUAUGGUCCAAAGCAAAUAUGGGGCUACCCAGUAUUUCUUGAAUACAACUCGUUUUCACCCAUUCACCUCAACCCUGGCCCGAACUCUUGCAAAUAACGGAGCAUUCAGCCUUCCACUCUGAGCUCUGCACUAGCCCAACAUGAUGGCGGAAACGGAAACGGAGACGGAGCUGGAGCUGGAGGAGGAGACCCGUCCACGAUGUAGUUUGGAGAUUGUCGAGAGCUCAGCGCUUGACACAAUCAUUCCUCUGGAAAGCAAUCUCAAUAUCGAGGAGGCAUUGGGUGCAUGCAUCGAGCGUAUGGAUGAGGGCCACGGCUCCCCACUCGCGGCAAUCCCCCAAAGACAAACCCUCUUCUUCGGUCAGUUUGCCUAAUUUCUCUGUGGAAUCAAUAUCUUACUCAUUCAUAGAUAAUAGAUGAGACUGUGGACUUGUAUGUAGUCUUGCAAACACCUUACUUCGAUGAGAAUGCACUACGAUCGUAUCUCGGGAGGUUAGUGAUCAAUAUGGAAGGGCAAGUGGUCAACGCGCAUGCCGAGAACCAGGAGGGCCCUUUGGGGCAAGAGGUUAUCUAUACAGCUUCGGUCCAAGAUGGCGAAGAGCCUACCAUAGUGGUUCAAGCACCAGACGAAAGCGAGGGGGCUGUUGCGUCUGGGGCGUCUGGGCGCAUAUUGGUUGUGUGGAAGUUGACUGCCUUCCUUGCCAGACCUCGACUGCGUCUCCAGAGCCCCUCGCUGGUAUUCUCUGCCACAGCCGGCUUGAGAGCGCCAGAACAAGUAGAAAAGGAGACUAUCACUGAAGAGUAUCUCCCUAGCCAGGUUCCUUCUGGCAUGAAUUUACUGGAGGCUUUCAGCAACGAUCCUGCCAUGGGGGGUAUAAAACCACGACUAUCGGCGCUGAGGGUAUCCCAAGUCAGACCUGUGACCCAGACCACGAAAGAAUUACUGCGUCCACUGAAGAACAUAUCCCGCCAAUCUGUCAAAAUCUUCCCCGCGAUUAAUGCUCGUGUCAGGUACUCAAGAACUACUGCAUCCUCGAACAUGUCGGUCUUGGCAUCGUUGGACGUUGAUAUCACUCCAUUUGCCAACUGCAAGAUUACGCUCGACAAGGUCGAACUCAAUAUCAGUGGUGGCAGUAUUGAAGAUUUGAAUGUCGCCUCAGGCAUGAAGUUGCCUAUACAGUGCCUCCCGCAAGAUGAUGUUACGUUUCUUUAUCGCCUUUCGGCAGAUGACUUGGAUACAACGAUUAAGUCGCAGAUUCGGAAUCUCGAUAUUUCCAUCGUAGCAAUGGCGCAUCUGACAGCUGUAUGUCACCCAACAAUAUCCAUGCAAUGGACUACGUCUCUCGAUUUUACGCCUCCUGUCAAUCCGGGUUAUGGUCUUCCGACCCAAGCUAUACAGAGACCGCAUCGGCCAGCUCACCUAUCUAUUGGAUCAUCUGCAGAUAUGCCCACAGCCUCUAGUCUGGCCAACGCCCGUUCUGAUGCACUGCCAUCCGUAGACAUCACUAGUCAUCAACACCGCAACUCCUCAGUUCCCAAUUUUGGAGUCACUAUGACCUUCACAGCACCUUCUAUAGAUUCCCCCAUCUAUCCAGGGGUUCCCUUUAACUGGUCUGUCUUUAUUGUAAACCGUUCCGACCGACCACGGAAGCUCUCUAUCACAGUUCUGCCCAAGCGACGACGCACCGAGACUCGUAUGACUCGUCCUCCAUCUGUAGGCGGCCGAAAAGAUGUCAAAGUUGCAGACGCAUUUGUUGACGACAAUAUCAUUCAUGCCAUGCAAAAGAACGCGGCUAUUGAGCCCACUGAUAUCGUGUGCUUGAGUACAGACACUCGGGUUGGUCCCCUAGCACCAUCGGCGUGUUAUGAGGUAGAGUUGAAGUUCAUGGCUUUAAAAGUGGGAAUCGUGGAUAUCGAAGCAGUAAGAAUCGUGGAUUUGGGUUCACAGGAGCAUGUUGACAUUAAAGAUUUGCCUAGUAUUGUGGUGUCUCCAUUGGCAGUUUAG